Carcharodon carcharias (great white shark) is the source of this 732-nucleotide messenger RNA. It is a transcript of the gene znf593, whose product is annotated as zinc finger protein 593. The record is from RefSeq and is a predicted model, not a curated record. Lineage: Eukaryota; Metazoa; Chordata; Chondrichthyes; Lamniformes; Lamnidae. The transcript has 4 exons. Bases 77 to 472 code for a protein of 131 amino acids. Gene Ontology annotation, molecular function: zinc ion binding; nucleic acid binding.
GGGGCUUCAGGAGCUGACCCCGGAAGCAGUUCCUGUUUCCGGCCGGCGGCGGCGAGGCUCAGGAUCGUUGGCGGAAAUGACUCGCUCGAAGCGGAUACGGAAUCACAACAGCGACAAGAAGAAAAGUGUAUCAAAGCAAUGGAAAACGAAAAGGCGAACAAAAGAUUUAGACCAGAUUCACGAAGAUAUGAAACCUGAAAAUGCAAACAAAUUAUUACACCAGGAAGUAGAUCAUGAUGCCAUUGGAAGUGCGCAGUUCUAUUGUUUACACUGCGCGCGGUACUUCAUUGAUCAGAGAAGUCUCAAAGAGCAUUUUAAGACGAAAGUUCACAAACGAAGAUUAAAACAGCUGAGUGAAGAGCCAUACACUCAGGAAGAAGCGGAACGAGCAGCAGGAAUGGGCUCCUAUAUACCAGCAAAGAAAGUCAAAGUUGAGACACAGACAAUAGAGGAAGAAAUGAAAAUAUCAUAAUUUGAUCUUAUAAAAAAGAUGAAACUCUUUCCAAAGAAAGCUCUUCUAAUAUUGUUCAGAAUUUGUAUAUUUUUUUCAAUCUCAGAAACUUUCUGGCUUUGAUCUUAUUGAUUCAGCUAACCAUCUUAAAUAUCAGCGUCAUGUUUGCAAAAAUACACCUAAAACUGGUAACUUUAUCCUUUGAUAGGAUCGUAUUGUUGCUUUCUGUAUAGGCUGUGAAAACUGCUUACAGAGAUAAAUAAAUUCCAAUUAGAAGCUAA